Molecule: messenger RNA, 5368 nt
Organism: Argiope bruennichi
Lineage: Eukaryota; Metazoa; Arthropoda; Arachnida; Araneae; Araneidae
Gene: GlcT
Product: ceramide glucosyltransferase-like
Exons: 10
Coding region: 69-1286 (405 amino acids)
Biological process (GO): glucosylceramide biosynthetic process
Cellular component (GO): membrane
Molecular function (GO): ceramide glucosyltransferase activity
Source: RefSeq, a predicted model, not a curated record
GCAGUUUGAUUUCACUAGUGUGGCAACUCUCUUCACUCACAGACCAGCGGUGGGGCUGGGAGUCCGAAAUGGUUCUUCUGUUUUAUACUCUUUAUGGAUUUGCCAUAUUUUUCUUUGGUGGAUGGUGUUUUGUGUGGCUUCUACACAUUAUUGCAAUCCUAAACGGUAAGCUAAAACUACAUAAAAAACCCCAGUUACCUUCUCCAGAAGUUCCAUUGCCAGGAGUCUCCAUAUUGAAGCCUUUAACUGGUGUGGACCAAAAUCUAUACAGCAAUUUGGAAUCUUUUUUUACAAUGAAUUAUCCCAAGUUUGAACUACUGUUUUGUAUAGAAGACGAAAGUGAUCCUUCCAUCAUGCUUGUGAAAAAAUUAAUCGAGAAGCAUCCAGAAAUUGAUGCUAGUGUGUUUAUAGGUGGCCGGCGCAGCUGGUCAGAUACUUCAGGAGGUGAUAAAGUAGGCGUGAACCCAAAGAUAAAUAACAUGAAUCCAGGUUAUGAAGCAGCCAAGUAUGAUCUUAUUCUAGUCUCAGACAGUGGAAUCAGAAUGAAAGAAGAUACUCUGCUAGAGAUGGUCUGCGCCAUGACAGAAAAUGUAGCUCUUGUCCAUCAGAUGCCAUUCACAUGUGAUAGAGGCAACUUUCCUUCUGUUAUGGAGAAGGUGUAUUUUGGUACAUCACAUGCCAGAAUCUACCUUGCUGCUGAUUUGUUCAGAAUAAAUUGCCCAACAGGCAUGUCAGCAUUAAUGAGAAAAAAGCUACUAGAUGAAGUUGGUGGCAUCAAAGCUUUUGGCCAGUAUUUAGCAGAAGACUUCUUUUUUGCCAAAUCCUUCACAGAUAGGGGCUGGUCUAUUCGAAUCAGUUCUCAACCUGCCUGGCAAAAUUCUGGCAUUUGUGAAAUAACAAAUUUUAAUAAUCGUAUAUCAAGGUGGGCAAAGCUGAGGUUUGCCAUGGUACCCUACACUAUUGUCUUGGAACCAUUGUCUGAGUGCAUGGUGCUAGGUGCAUGUGCAGCCUGGGCACUCAAUGUUUUAUUCCAGUGGGAUGUCUUUGUUGUGUACCUGGUCCACAUUCUGGCGUGGCUUAUACUGGACUGGAUCCUGCUCAAUGUCAUACAAAAUAAUACACUGCCAUUCAGCAAGAUGGAUUUUGUUGUUGCCUGGACAUUUCGUGAAAUGGGCGCCUUCUACCAUUUCUGUCUGGCGCUCUUUGAUCCCAAAAUUCAGUGGAGGACACGGACAUUCUAUUUAAGGUGGGGAGGACUAGCUGAAGAGGUCAGUCCGCACGUCUGAGUGUGUUGCCAUAGUGAAUAGUACAUAUUAUUAAAAAAAACAGACAUCCAUAUAAAAGUGAGUGAGCCAGGUACCUGAUGCUGCAACAAACUGGCCACCCAACUGUGUUACCUUCAUGCUGCUGGUCAGUGAAAAUCGUGGCUUGUGUGUAUAGAACAGAACAAUUCUUUUGUACAAAGUUCCUUCACAGGAGUCCACCGUAUUGUGAUUUAUUUUUACCUCCCCCAAGGGAUUGCUCAUUGCUCAACUAAACGUUCCCCCCUCCCGGGUACUACAAGAAUUGGGUGGUGGAUAUAUCAGAUUCGAUGGAGCAUAUUUGAUGUAUCCAUCCACCUUGUGGACAGUCGCCCGCCGCUGGCCCUAGAAAUUUGUAAUCAGCUGCUACAAAAUAAAUACGGAAAUUGUGAUCUGCAUGUUUUCUUUUUAAUUUGUUUCAAAUAUAAUUCCUGCAUUAUUUUUUUUAAUGAUCUGUUGUGUUAAAUGAUAAACAGUUGAUGCAGGCAUGUCACUCUUUUUUGCACUAAAACAAAUAUCUGUGACUGUGCUGAAAUGUUCAGCUAUUUUUCUAUUUAAAAAAUGUCUUUUCUUAAAAAUUUAUCUUUUUCUAUUGUAAUUUAUCAAAGGAAAUUUUAGUGAAUACCUUUCUGUUUUUGUUGAUUAAUUACCACCAUUCCAGAAAUAAAUUGACGAUCCUGCUGAUCUUGUAUCCCCAGAAAUGUUAUUGUUCGGCGAAAUGAAUGUUCCUUCUGAAAUACUUAGAUUUACAAUAGAUCCUGAGAAAUAAGUUGAUUGUAAUUUAAAUGUUCUCUAACUAUUUUUUGUUAAAAUAGUCGUAUAUAUUUUGAAUUAACAUUUCUGUUAGUGAUGUAAUUUUAUUAAGAAUGCUAAUUAUUCCUUUUUAAUUUUUACCAUUUAACUAAAUUCUUAUUGUAGUGACAGAUACCUGCAUUGAAAACUUUUUAACUAGAAUCAUUAUUUUUUUGUAUAUUAUUUGUAUAAAAAAAGACUGUAAUUUCCUCCUCUCGUCUGAUUUGGUUGAUUAAAAUAUAUCUUUAAAAUGUAAUUAUUUUUAAAACAUAAUUAAUCAGGGGCAUUAUCUACCUUAUUUGGUUUGGGUAAUUUGUUUAAAAGUUUCUUUUAAUCAUAAUUUUAAAGUUGAUUAGUCUAAAUAUUUAUCAAAAUUAUGGCCAGUUUCAAAUUCAGCCAUAUUUACACUUUUCGUUGAAUCUAAAACUCAAUUAUCAGUCACUCACUUAGUAAAUAUCAGUCAUGUUGCAUUUUGUUAUAAAUCAUGUUCAUAACUAAAUGAGGUAUUAAUAUUUUGUGCUUUCAUUAUUUAAAAAUGAGCAAAUAAAGCCCUUUGAGUCAUUUUAUUUCUAUAAAUUUUUAUGUACAUAUAUAAAAACAUAUAUUAUAGAUUCAAGUCUUUUUUUCCCCCCUUAUCUCCAUCUUUGCUGUAAGUAUGUGUGUUUUAUGCUAUAAUAAUCUGAAGAUUUUAAAUAUAUUUUGAAAUCUGUCAGAUGAUUAAAAAUAAGUAGUUCUUAUUGUACAAAUUUUACUGUGUAUAAAUGAAAAAAAAAAAAAAAAAUGACGAAGGAAAUAUAAACUGAAAAACUUGCUAUGACCCCUGUCUGGAAUAUUUUUAUGUCUAACUACUUAAACUUGUAUAUUUUUUUUUGUGUGUAGAAUUUCAGUUGUAAAUUGAUCUCUGUAAAAUUUUUUUGUGAUGUUGCCAACAAAUUUGUUGUACAUCUACUCUAAAUUUAAGAUACAUUAUUAUGUUAAAAAAAAAAUCAAUAAGUUUUGUCUGCAGCUCAAAAUAUUAAGUGGUGGAGUUUUAAAAAUCAUUUGCAGGAUUCAUUUUUUAAAAAAAUACUGUUAGAGGGGGAAAGAAAAUUUUUCACUGGGCUAAAGAUUGAUUUCCUCUAGUAUAAUUUUUUAAUGAUUAAUAAUAUGGUUUAAAAUUAGGAUUCUUCUGAAACAAUUAAUAAUAAUAAUAAUUCUAAUUUUUAUAUAUUUCAUACAUAUUAAUCUUAAUUCUCCCCCCAUCCCCCCUAAAAAACCAAAUCUUGUUCUUAAUUUUAACUAAUUUUACUUCUUUUUUAAUUGAAAUUGUUCUUCAAAUAAACACUGAUAUCAUGUCUCUUUUUUAAGAAUUCCUAUGAUUGUUUUAUUUAAUUUUAUUGUCUAUUAAAUACAAGCAUGUAUUUCUUAAUUCGUAUAAUUUCAUUCCAAGAGUACUUUACAUUUCAAGUGGCGAGGCGAUCUUUUGCUUUAUCAAAAUAUUCUUAUUUUAGUAAGUUAUUUUGUACACGAGCCACGUAUGUCCAAUUUCAUAAUCCAUCUUCUAAUUUGUGAGCUUGUGGUGAAAAUUAGUUUCUGAAAAUAUUUAUCCUUUAUUCUGUUGUCAAAAUAUUAAAUUUUCGUCAUUUAUAGUGUUGACUAACAUCUUUAUCAGUAUAUUUUUUGGGCAGACUUAUAGGCAUGGAACCACUUCUGGAGAUUAAACUAAUAAUGCAUAUUCUUCAUGUUAAAAGGACAAAAUUGCUGUUAUUAUCUGUGUCAAAAUAGCCAUUGAACAACAGGAACGGGUCAAUUUUUAUAAAUAAGUUCUUUUGGAUAAUUUCCUAUAAACAGCUUCUAUAUUGUUAAAUAGAAUUAGUACAAGAAUCUUAUCCAUGUAAAUGCAACGAAAAUAAUUAAUAAUUCUUAUCAAAAUUUGAUCUCAUUCCCCCCCCCCCCCAAGUACUUAGAAAAUAAUAUCAGAAAAUUCAUCCACAUUAGAGUAAUUUUAUCAUGCUUUGUAAUAUUUUAUAUUUUAAAGUUAUCUUUGCUUAUUAUUAAAUUUAAAUACAUUACUUGAAAAUUCUUAAAUUAUUAUUUUUAAUCAUUCAAUCUGAAUGAAAUCUUGCAUAUUUGAUAAAAUAUUGCCAGUACUUAGUUUAAUUUUGAAUGAUUUUCUUAAAGAAUAAAUCUAUUUUUUCAAAGUCAGUAUUUUAUUUUUAAAUCAAUUAUAAUUCUUUAUUAUGGAUUUUAAAUGAUAAUGCAUUUUAAUUUAUUUUGUUGAUUCAUUGUAUUUCCUUGGAAAGAAUUUUAAAACAUUUUUUUAUGUAUGAUUUUUUGAAUGUAUUCUUUUUAAUGUAUUCAGACAGAAGUUUUAUGUUUGUAUCAGAUUUAUAGAUAUAUCCUUAAUUUAAUGUAAAAUCUUUAUUUUUUUAUUUUCUGUAUAGAAAACAUUACAGAUGAUUUACAUCUGUUUUGAAAUUCAUUGUUCCUGAUUCCCUCCAUUGUUUUUGAAGCUAAAGAAAGUUUCUGCUUAACAAUUUUUUUAUUCCUAAUAAUUAAAAAUGGAUAUUCUAAGUGUAGAAGCGGAAAAUAUCCUCAAUAAAAGGCCCAAAUUACCUUGGGAAGAUCAAAUACUAUUGUAAAUGUCGAAUUUUUCUUGAAAAGUAAAUGAACUUAAUUUUUAAAAAUGUAUUUUAGUUGGAGGAAUUUUGAAAUCCAAUUUUUUAUAUGGUCUUAGAUUUCAGGAAAACUGGUGUCUCUUUUAGAGAUGCAUGCUACGAAGACAGAAUCUUCAUUAACAUAAUAUUUAUAAAUCUCAUUGUUGCCUAAUUAUAGCUAUUAGAAUAUUAAUUUUAAAAAAUGUUCUUUAUUAUUAUUAUUUAUUUUUUUUAAUGUCUAAAUUUAUUUCCUCCACCAUUUUUAAAAUGAGAUUCUUGAUUCGUGAAGUUUAGAAAUUCAUAGUUAAAUAAGUGUUUUGUCUGUGAUUUUUCUUCCUAAAAAUAUUUGAUUUGUUUUAUUUGUCCCCCCCCCACCUCUUCCUUCUCUCAGUUGUAUGUGGUUUGGAUUUGUUAGUAACAUGUAUAAAUAUGUGAAAUCUAAACUUUAUAUUGAAUUAAAUGAGAGAUUAUUUAUUUUUUUGUGUGUUUUUUCCAUUUAAAUGUGCAGACUUUCAGACAAAGGGCCUCAAUUAGACAUUCCAUUUGGUUUUGAUGCUUGGCAAAGUUUUGUUUGGUAUAUUUAGUUGUGUUAGCUUUAUAUUUCCUAUCUUCUGCCAAUUAAAAGAUUUUAAUUAUGAA